Cicer arietinum (chickpea) is the source of this 1582-nucleotide messenger RNA. Its product is annotated as protein GAMETE CELL DEFECTIVE 1, mitochondrial. NCBI's taxonomy places the organism in Eukaryota, Viridiplantae, Streptophyta, Magnoliopsida, Fabales, Fabaceae. The record is from RefSeq and is a predicted model, not a curated record.
GAGCGAGCGAUGUUUUUGUUUUGCAGCUUCAAUUUCUCAGCUUGAGCUCCAUUCAAAAAAAUAAAAUAACAAUGCAAGCAAUUCGGAAAAUAACAACAACGGUAAAACAAUUAAACGCUGUAUCAUCAACUAUUUCAACAAAUCUUCACUUAGGUUUAUACGGCGGAGUUCCGGCGACGAUACGACGGUUAUCGAGCCGCAAUCCCCGGAGCGGCGAAGACGAAUGGAACGAGGCUUGGGAAUCGGCGUGGCUACCACAGGACCUAACGCCUAAGACGCGAGCUCCAUGGGAGGGCGACGUGAACUUCGCUUCGGAAGCGGACGCGGAAACGAAGGCGUUCGUUGAGGAGAUGAACGAUAAUUGGAACGAAAGGAGAAAGGGAGUGAAGAAGGAGAAGGAGAAGGAGAAGGAGAAAGAAAAGGUUGAAGAAAACGGUGCGCUUUAUAGUUUGGAGAGUAUUAAGAAGGAUUAUAGGUUGAAGAAGCAGAAGUUGCAUGCUGGACUUUGGACUAAGGAGAUUGCGAAGCUUGAGGAGGCUAAGUUGGGAGAUAGUGAUGUUCAUGUUGGUGAUGAUGAUAUUCAGAGAUUGCUUGAUAGUUGCUCUGACAUCUUUGACUCCGGCAAUAAUGAUCUGAACAACGCAAAAGUUCCAACUUCCGAAUUCAAAAACAUGCCUGAUGGGUGGGAAACAGUAUCAAAAAAUCAAGAUGGAAAUAUAUGGGAGAUGUCCCAAAGAGAAGAAGAUAUACUUAUGCAGGAAUUUGAUCGGCGAAUUGCUUAUAGCAAAUUUCAGAUUGCUAGUUUUAUCAAGACUCACAUAUUUAGCCGGAGGAGGCCAAUCGACGGAUGGAAAUACAUGAUAGAGGUGGUAGGACCAAAUGCCAAGAGAGGGAAGGGGAGUGUUUCUAGAGUACCUAGUUUAUCUGAUCCCUCUACCCAACCAUUCAAAGAGGAGACGACUUCGGUUGAUAAGAAUUACAUUCCCCAUGGAAGGAGAUAGCAUGGUCAUGUAGUUUAAUGUAUUCUCUUUUGCUCUGCAGAGGUCAUUGCAGACUUGCAGUGGUCAUUUCAUUUAAUAUUUUCCAAAUUAGAAUUAAAAGGGUGGUUCCUGGUGCGGCCAGAGAGGCUGCUGAAAUUCUGUGCUGCAAAAUUUGUUCUCCAUAGAAUCUUGGUUAAGGUUCAAACCGUGGAUGAAGUCUUUGAAGGAAGUGACAAAUAUGCAGUACUCUGAUGUUGGUACCAAUCGGUUGAAGUAUAAAAGCAAAAGGAAUGUUCUAUAUUUCGAUAGUAAAUGUUGCUGUAAUACGUAGAAUAAUUAAAACAUGGUCAUUUGAAACAAAGGAGGAGGAAAAUGUCCGGUUUAAUUAUAGUGAAGGUAACUAAAUUGUAAUUAAGAAUGCUCUUCAAUAUUUAAUCAACUAAAGACAUUCUUGUUAGAUGGUAAAGAAGAGGUCAUUGUAAGAUGUUACAUUGACACUACUUCUAAACAUAUAAAAGUAAUUUAAGAUUACGGUUUGACUUAUGCUUUGCAUAUAGUGGCACCUUGAGUUGAAAGAGUUGCAAAUCAGAGAUAAUUUUUAA